Messenger RNA from Pelmatolapia mariae (spotted tilapia), 729 nucleotides. Its product is annotated as GTPase IMAP family member 2-like. The coding region runs from base 1 to 729 and encodes 242 amino acids. The transcript has 4 exons. Gene Ontology annotation, molecular function: GTP binding. The record is from RefSeq and is a predicted model, not a curated record. NCBI's taxonomy places the organism in Eukaryota, Metazoa, Chordata, Actinopteri, Cichliformes, Cichlidae.
AUGGUGGCUGAUGAAGAUAAGCCAGAACACAUCAGCACUGAGUGUGAAGACUUGUCUGAGCUGAGGGUCGUUCUGCUGGGGAACAGCUGGUCUAAGAGGAGCUCAGUGGGGAACUUCAUACUGGGAGCGACUGUGUUCAGCCCUGAGGAUAAAGCAGACCUCUGUCUGAGAGUCAAAAGAGAGCUGAAGGGGAAAGAAAUCGAUCUCAUCAACACUCCAGAUCUGCUGUCACCUAAAAUCUCCCCAGAAGAUCUGACGAAACAAGUUGAGAACUGUGUGAGACUCUCUGCUCCUGGACCUCAUGUGUUUCUGCUGGUCCUCCAGUCUGCAGACUUCACUGAGGAUCACAGACAGAGGCUACAAAUGGUCCUUGAACUCUUUGGUGAUCCAUCAUUUGAUCGUUCACUGGUUCUGAUAAUGCCCAAAGACAAGAGUUCAAGUUCCAUUGAAAAGUAUCUGCAGCAUCCACAGUUAGGAGACAUAAUCAAGAAAUGUAGAGAAAAAUUGUUGUGGCAGAAGAACCUGGAACGAGAGCAGCUGUUAGCAGCCAUAGAUACAGUGGUGAAGAAGAGCACGAGGGAGGAAGUUUCCAGUGAGGAACCACCUGUUUCACCCGGUCAAGAUGACUUGGAUCCUAUAAGGGGUGCUCAGGUUGAACAGCUUGGAGAGAAAAUGAAAGAGGUUGAGAUGAUCUGGACAUGUGAACAGGAGGGGUAUAAAGGAUGUUGA